AUGUCGGGGAUACCUUUCCACCUUCGAAACCCCGGUGGAGGGCCUAAUUGCAACCCGGGCGGUGAUGAUUAUCGCAGACCUGCCGGCGGUAGCGGAAGUGCUCCCGCUCAAAGCUAUCAUGGACGGGACAAUAGAGGUGAAGGCAGGGGUCCUGGAGGACAAGGGAGCGACAAUAUCAAACCAUUUACCCAAAGGGGGGGCGCGGAUCUUAGCGACAGAGUCCAGAGGAUUGAGGACCAGCUUCAGCAAUCCUAUGAGUCCGAAGGCCGGGCAACAGCUCAAGCACCAGAUGCCCGCUCAAGAUUUCCACACCGGCCUGGUUAUGGGACUCCGAGACUGGACGCCAAAACGGAGAAACCAGUUCCGCCAUUCCCGCUCUGGACGAACUACUUCGAGCUGAAAUUGGCCGCAGAUCAGGAUCUGACGCUCUACCGCUACAAUAUCAAUAUCGCGGCCGAUGCGGCAGGACGGCAACCGACUGGUCGCAAAUUGAGACGCAUUUUCGAGCUCCUCAUUGAGGAACAUUUCGCCCCCCGAAAAGAACAGAUUGCCACGGACUUCAAAUCAAUGCUAGUUUGCAAGUCGGAUCUGAAGAUAGAAGAGAAACAAAAGCUCGCCAUCAAGUACAGGGCUGAGAAGGAAGAUGAGCCGGGACCGAGAUCGCCAACCUACCAUCUAGAGUUCUAUCCAAGGGUACUUCCAGUAUCCGAGCUGGUUGCGCAUAUCACCUCUCCAAACGCUAAUUCUGACCCUGGCGCCAAGGAAGAAGUCAUCCAGGCCUUGAACGUCGUUCUUGGCCAUCAUCCGAAAGCGAGCACCGACGUUGUCACCGUAGGUGCGAACCAGCACUUCGCCCGUGAACCGGACCCAACCGAGACGUGGAAGCUUGGUGCCGGGCUGAUAGCCUUGCGCGGAUACUUCAUGAGUGUUCGACCCGCUGCCUGCCGCCUCUUGGUCAACGUCCAGCUGAAGCAUGCACCAUUCUAUCAGGCGGGUCCUCUCGUCAGGCUGAUCCAGGAUCAUCAACAAGUCAACAACGAAAAAUUUGUCGCACUGGAGAAGUUCCUCAAGGGAGUACGUGUUGAGGUCACUCAUAUUGUCAACAAGAACAAGAGCGGUGAGAUUAUUCCGAGGAUCAGGACCAUAUUUGGGCUCGCGGCCCCAGAAGAUGAUCCAGAGAAGAAGCAAGACGAAAAGAAAAAAGGGAAAAAAGACCGCACCAGCCCAACUGGCCCAAUUCUCGUACCAAAACUAGGCGCAAACUCGCUAGAGGUGAAAUUCUACCCUGGCGGACUUCAAGACACUUCUGCGCCCGAAUCAACCACAGCCAGCAGAUCGGACGAAAAGAAGGGCGGCGGCAAGGCUCCAGCGCCACCUACGAGGAAGCAUGGAGACGAUCUUCCAAAGGAUAAGGCUAUCUCGGUGUUCGAAUUCUUCAGACGAGUCCACGGCAUAAAGCUUCAAUAUCCGAACUUGCCGGUCGUCAACGUCGGUAACCAGCAAAGGCCGAUUUACCUUCCGGCAGAGGUGUGCGUUGUUCUACCGUGCCAGCUAUCGAGGACGAAGCUGAGUGAAUCGCAAGCGGGCAUUAUGACAAAAGUUGCUGUUCGGAAGCCUACGGAGAAUCUCCAGGCUAUUACCACCAGCGGCCCUCGAGUCCUUGGUUUCCGUGAGAACUACCUCAACCCGACACUGGCAAGUCUUACGUGUUCCUUGGAAAACACGAAAAUGAUUGCGGUUCCUGGUAGAAGGUUGCCUGGACCUCCCGUGCAAUACGAGAAAUUUCCAAGAAAGCAAGGUCUUAUCGAGACCCAGGGUGAGAAUUGGCACAUGGGAUCCAAGGAGGUCGUUGACGGAAAAACCCUGCCAACCUGGACCUGGUUGUGGAUCUCUGUCGAUGGCUAUCCCGAACCCUGGAGAGACUCUAAAGCAUGGUAUGAUAAUAUCGACAGGUUUUGUAAGACCUUGGGAGACACUGGGGUCAAGUGGCCUCGUCCACUGGAUCAUAGGCACCAAUGCUUCCUACCGUGGAACGGCGCCAACCUCGACCGGACACUUGACUCAUCGUUCGACGAGGUCAUCGGGCUGCAAGAGAAACCCAGACUGCUGCUGGUUAUCCUGCCCAAUGUCGAGAACUCCCUUCGCAACCAAAUCUACAACCGCGUCAAGCUCCUAGGCGACGUUAGGAGAGGGAUUCACACCAUUUGCGUGGUUAAUUCAAAGUUCGCCAAAAUGGAGAAGAACAAGAACGUUCAGUACUUUGCGAACGUGGCUCUCAAAUUCAACCUUAAGUUGGGCGGUACCAACCAGUCGCUUUCAGCGUCUAGACUAGGCGUCAUUGGUGAAGGAAAGACCAUGGUAGUCGGCAUCGAUGUCACUCACCCUUCACCCAAUUCUGCAUCCACCGCGCCGAGUGUAGCGGCUUUGGUAGCUAGCGUGGACGGAAAACUUGCACAGUGGCCAGCCGAGAUUCAACUCCAGGCCGCCCGAGAAGAAAAGGUCUCCGCCCUCUGCGACAUGCUGAAACUCAGCCUGAAGCGUUGGCAAGUAAAGAACACAGUCUAUCCUGAGAACAUCCUUGUCUAUCGAGAUGGCGUUUCGGAGGGACAAUACAACAUGGUCCUCGAUCACGAGCUGCCUUUACUGAGAAAAGCAUGCGAGGAGACUUAUCCGGCGAACGGGCCUCAGCCGAACUUCACAAUUGUUGUUGUAGGCAAACGCCACCACACCCGAUUCUAUCCGGUCAAAGAACAAGACGGCGACAGGAACAUGAACCCUCUGAACGGGACCACUGUGGAUCGCGGCAUCACGGAGCCCAGGAGCUGGGAUUUCUUCUUGCAGUCGCAUACGGCGCUUCAGGGCACCGCUCGUCCAGCACACUACUUCGUCUUGCAAACCGCUGUGGAUGCUCUCGAGGAACUCACACACAACAUGUGCUACCUCUUCGGCCGUGCCACCAAAGCUGUGAGUAUCCCCCCGCCAGUGUAUUAUGCGGAUCUUGUGUGUGAGCGCGCCAGGUGCUAUCUGAGCAAGGUCUUCGAUCCCAGUGACAACGAAAGGCACGCGCAGCAAGUCAAUACGAAUGAUGUAAUCAUUCACAGAGACCUCAAAGAAAGCAUGUUCUACAUCUGA
Coniosporium apollinis CBS 100218 is the source of this 3132-nucleotide messenger RNA. RefSeq lists its product as uncharacterized. The transcript has 6 exons. NCBI's taxonomy places the organism in Eukaryota, Fungi, Ascomycota, Dothideomycetes. Bases 1 to 3132 code for a protein of 1043 amino acids. The record is from RefSeq and is a predicted model, not a curated record. Gene Ontology annotation, molecular function: protein binding; RNA binding.